AAAAUAAUCUCAUCUCCAAACAACGGCUUGGAUGUCCCCAAUCAGCUUCUGUUAAGCCAUCACGGUUACUAUGGAUCCUACCAGGCAGUUCAUGGAUAGGCUCGGAGUCACCGUCGACUCCAAGUCAUCUUACCUCUUGGUCGCCGUACUUCUAGUCGCUGGCACAUACGCUCUCGCCGUACCCAUUAUAAGCUUCAUUCGUGUUUUGUUCAGUCUGUUCAUACUACCUGGAAAAUCUCUAUCUUCCUACGGGCCCCGAGGCUCAUGGGCGCUGAUCACUGGUGCCAGUGAUGGCAUUGGAAAGGAAUUUGCUCUUUCCCUCGCCGCAAAAGGCUACAGCCUCCUCCUCGUUUCGCGCACGCAAUCCAAACUCGACACUCUUGCCUCUGAAAUCUCUACCAAAUAUGGCCCCAAGAUCUCCGUGAAGACGCUCGCCAUGGACUUCGGCCAGAACAAGGACAGCGACUACGCUGCGCUGAGGAAGCUCAUUGAUGGCUUGGACGUCAGUAUUCUGAUAAAUAAUGUGGGACAGAGCCACAGCAUCCCUGUACCAUUCGUCGAGACACCCGCCGAUGAGAUGAACAACAUCAUCACCAUCAACUGCAUGGCUACCCUGAAGGUCACGCAGACAGUUGCGCCCGGCAUGAUCUCGCGCAAGCGCGGUCUCAUCCUCACCAUGGCUUCUACCGGUGGCUUCUUCCCCACGCCUCUCCUUGCAACCUACUCUGGCAGCAAGGCGUUCCUCCAGCAGUGGUCCACCGCUCUCGCCUCUGAACUCGAACCCCACGGUGUGCACGUCCAGUGUGUACAGUCCCACCUUGUUACUACUGCCAUGUCCAAGAUUCGCAAGUCGUCCGCUCUGGUACCCAACCCGCGCCAGUUUGUGAGAAGUGUCCUGGGCAAGCUUGGCAGGAGUGGUGGUGCGCAGAACGUUGCUUUCACCAGCGCUCCGUACUGGAGCCACGGAUUGAUGAUCUGGUUCUUGUCUAGGUUCAUUGGCGAGAGGGCACCUAUCGUUGUGAAAAUCAACAAAAGCAUGCACGAGGAUAUCCGAAAGCGGGCACUGAGAAAAGCCGCGAGAGAUGCGAAGAAGCAGUAGGCGACGAAAAAGGAUUGAGUAGACCAAAAGGACCUUGAUGAACGUUGGUCGAGUCACAGAUUGCAGGGAAGUUUGAUGUAUAAUCUACACGACAACGGUGGUCCAUUAAACAAUAUAAACAUUAGAUGUCAAGUCAAUAUCCAUUUCCCCGAUUGAGAUUAACAUGAUCGCUC
Molecule: messenger RNA, 1272 nt
Organism: Paraphaeosphaeria sporulosa
Lineage: Eukaryota; Fungi; Ascomycota; Dothideomycetes; Pleosporales; Didymosphaeriaceae
Product: NAD(P)-binding protein
Exons: 2
Coding region: 71-1099 (342 amino acids)
Biological process (GO): fatty acid elongation
Cellular component (GO): endoplasmic reticulum
Molecular function (GO): ketoreductase activity
Source: RefSeq, a predicted model, not a curated record